GUGCACCGCUUAUUCACGCGCUCCGUGCGCUACUUCCGAUAUAGUCCGCUGUUCUGGUUGAGAAGGCCAAAUAGCGACCACUGCGUGUCCAAGACGUGAUGUCUGCAACGUUACGUGUGCUGUACUCCUUGUCGAGGCCUGGCGCGCUCUCAGCCAGCUCACGCCUGGCGCGUCCGUUCAGUCUGUCCGUCCAGAGGGUGGGGUACAAGUAUGUCAAUGCCCAGGAGCUGCCUACAGACAUGAAGUCCAUCACAGACCGAGCAGCGCAGACGCUGCUGUGGACCGAGCUCUUCAGAGGUUUGGGGAUGACCAUGAGUUACCUGUUCAGGGAACCUGCCACCAUUAACUACCCCUUUGAGAAGGGCCCGCUCUCGCCCCGUUUCCGGGGGGAACACGCCCUGCGCAGGUACCCCUCUGGAGAGGAGCGCUGCAUCGCCUGCAAGCUGUGCGAAGCCAUCUGCCCCGCCCAGGCGAUCACGAUAGAGGCGGAGACUCGCGCUGACGGGAGUCGGCGGACGACGCGCUAUGACAUCGACAUGACCAAAUGCAUCUACUGCGGCUUCUGCCAGGAGGCCUGUCCUGUGGACGCCAUUGUAGAGGGUCCCAAUUUUGAGUUCUCCACAGAGACCCAUGAAGAGUUGCUGUACAACAAGGAGAAGCUUCUCAACAAUGGAGACAAGUGGGAGGCAGAGAUCGCUGCCAAUAUACAAGCCGACUACCUGUACAGAUAGACACACCGACCGACUGGCUCAGUGCCUGUGUGCUCCCUCCGAAACAGCACGCACAAACGCACACACACACACAAACACACACACACAUGCGCGCGCACACACACACACACACACACACAGUCCAGACUCAUAACAGACUGCAGUGUCUGACUGUAGUCCAGCUGAUUAAAGGACUCUGUACAGAAACCCAUCUCCCACAGGGCCUCAGGCACUUCUGUUCAGUUGUUCAAAAACAUACACACACACAAACACACUAUUCCCAGGGCUGUAUAAACAUUAAAUAUGUCUUUGUGAAAAUUAAAUUAAAAUUCAUGUAAUACAGUUUUUGUUUUUACCAAGUGUUUUGAAAGAGUGUGGUAGUAGCACCUGCCUUUAGGUCAAAGGUCCAAAGCAGUCUUGGUCCCUGGUGCACAGAUCUAUGGUGACCAGCAGGACCUGCACGCUGGGGCCCACUGGUGCACAGAUCUAUGGUGACCAGCAGGAACUGCGCGCUGGGGCCCACUGGUGCACAGAUCUAUGGUGACCAGCAGGAACUGCGCGCUGGGGCCCACUGGUGCACAGAUCUAUGGUAACCAGCAGGACCUGCCCGCUGGGGCCCACUGGUGCACAGAUCUAUGGGGCCCACUGGUGCACAGAUCUAUGGUGACCAGCAGGACCUGCACGCUGGGGCCCACUGGUGCACAGAUCUAUGGUGACCAGCAGGACCUGCGCGCUGGGGCCCACUGGUGCACAGAUCUAUGGUGACCAGCAGGACCUGCACGCUGGGGCCCACUGGUGUUUCCCUAUUCGGAAUUCUAGCUGUCUGGAGGGUCGUACGACACCAUCACAUGUGCAGACAAAGGGUGUACAGGAUAAAACAUUUUUGGAUUCAAAUAUGGGACGUCCUGGCUAAUACCAGACUGUUCACAACUCUGGAUAAUGUUAAUAAUACAACUGAGUGUAGUAAUAUCAUAUCCAUAUUAAAUUUGGGGCCAGGUAUGGGUCAGAUUAGUAUGUGAAAUACUUAAACUCUCUCAAUGCUGGUAAAGUUGCAAAACAUGUUUAUGAACCAAAACAUUCUUCAGAGAUUGUUUAAAUAAGUUUUUUUUGCUGAUUAUUGGUGAAAAGAGAUUUCUUUUAAUAUUGUGGUGUACUCUGGAUGAAUGUCCUGGUUCUAAAUAAAUACGUAUUUAUUAUAAUUA
Molecule: messenger RNA, 1912 nt
Organism: Anguilla anguilla (European eel)
Lineage: Eukaryota; Metazoa; Chordata; Actinopteri; Anguilliformes; Anguillidae
Gene: ndufs8a
Product: NADH:ubiquinone oxidoreductase core subunit S8a
Exons: 7
Coding region: 99-731 (210 amino acids)
Biological process (GO): mitochondrial electron transport, NADH to ubiquinone; mitochondrial respiratory chain complex I assembly
Cellular component (GO): membrane
Molecular function (GO): 4 iron, 4 sulfur cluster binding; NADH dehydrogenase activity
Source: RefSeq, a predicted model, not a curated record